UCAUCGCGACAAGCACGCCUUUUAGAGGACGCUCAGCAAGGCAUGGAACACUUUGGUGCAUUUCUAUUAGUUUUGACCUGUUUGUUACAUUUGCCUUUAACAGAAGGUUUCCCAACGUGCAGACGAGAGCAGUUCUCGUGUAAUAACAGCAGGUGUGUGCCUUUGAAUCUGCGCUGUGACGGUGUGGACGACUGUGGUGACAGCAGCGAUGAGGUCUCCUGUUUGAACUGCACUACUGGCUCCUUCCACUGCGUGGCGACAGCGCGCUGUGUUCCUGGCCACGACAUCUGUGAUGGCAAGACUGACUGCUCAGAUGGCGCAGAUGAACAGUUAAACGCAUGCUUAUCCCUGCCUAAACCACAGGCAUGCUCUAGGUCAGAGUUCAGAUGCUCUAAUGGACACUGUGUGACCAGUUCAUGGAGGUGUGACCACUCCAAUGACUGUGAAGAUGGCAGUGAUGAAGAGAACUGUGAUCAGAAUGAGUGUGAGGUCAAUAACGGGGGCUGUUCUCACAUGUGUAUAGAUCUGACGUUAGGCUUCAUGUGUGAAUGCCCCAGUGGAAUGAGGUUGGUCAAGGACACAUACUGUGAGGAUGUGGACCAGUGUCUUGAUUUAGAUUUGUGUGAUCAGACUUGUGACCAUUCCAGUGGAUCUCCUGCAUGUGAAUGUCAGGAUGGCUAUGUUCUGACCCCAAGGACUGGUCAGUGCGAGGCUACGGGUGAUGUAGCUUAUAUGGUGGUCAGCACUCAGGAGGGGCUUCAGUGGAUGGACCUUGGUGGUUCAGAGCAAAGGAACAUCACAUCUCAAACAAGCUCACCAGGACCUGUUUCAGCGCUUAAUGCAAAUAACACACUAUAUUGGGCCAGUCCUGAAAAUGACAUCAUCUACAGUCUGUCUUUAGACUCCAGUGGCCAAAGACCUACUGUUUUGUUAAAGGCCUCCACAGGCAUUCUUGGAUUGUCUGUUGACUGGACCCAUGAGCUUCUGUACUGGGUCAGCACCAGUACUCAUGCUUUACAUGUGGCCUCUUUGAAUGGCUCCAAACAAAGGCAGCUCAUUUUGGGGCUCUCCAGACCAACCGCAGUUGCUGUCCAUCCUCUGCUAGGGCAUCUGUUCUGGGCAGAUAGUGGGGCUUCUCCCAGGAUUGAGCGAGCCAGUCUGGAUGGAGAGAGCAGAAUAGCACUGAUAACUUCAGCUAUACGUCACCCUGUUGCAAUAUCAUUAGAUAUCCCCCGUGGUCUGCUGUACUGGGCUGAUUCGGGCCUGCGCACAAUAUCAAGGGUUGCAUUUAAUGGACAACAUAGAAAGACAGUUGUAGAGUCCAACGGAUAUCUGGAUCGACCUUUUGGACUUGUUGUGUUUGAGAGUCGGGUGUACUGGAGUGACCAAUUGACCAACUCUGCUUGUAGUGCAGACAAGCACAAUGGCAGAACAUUUCAGGUGUCUCAGAGACUCGGUUCUGUUUCACUGGCUGGGCUGACCAUCCUUCACCCUCUGUUACAGCCUGCAGAUAAAGAUCUGUCAAAGUCAGAAACAAGAGGUCUGCUUCCUAAUUCACCAUUUGCAUGGAUCUUCUCUUUGACUGUCAUCCUCAGCAUACUGUUGGCGGGGGCGGUGCUCUGGUGGCAGAGGUCAGAGUUCAGGGGUCCUCACUCUCUCUCUGUUCUUGGAGGAGUGUCACUUAAAGAGUCCCAGGAUCCUCUUCUGUUAGCUGGACUAUCUGCGGUACAUGAACAUAAAGACGGCACACAAACUAGUUCAACACACUGACAAGGAAAGUCUUUUCCUGUAAGAGGAACUACACUGUUGAUGGAGAGUACUGCCCCCAUUUCCUGCCCUGUUUAGGCAAAAACAACAAAGCAGAGUGAGCCAGGCAGGAUUCUGCACAAACUUCCCUUUUGAUGACCCAAAAAUUGACCUUAAAUUUGUCAUGGCUAAUAAGCAUAAUUAAUGGACAUAGAUUACAGAACAACACUAAAACAGACUUAUUGUUUGAAUUUACACUCAGUGGAGUGCAUUGUCUGGCAAUCUCAGACUUCAUUCAGAUCUCCAUAUAUAACAAUUCACUUAGUAAAUUGUGACAGGAACUUCAUGUCAGUUUUUCAAACUGCCAUCUAGUUUCACAAUAGUGCUGUGAGAUAUUAUGACAUCUGUUUAUCAACUAUUCCACAGAUGUUUCAUUCUUUUUUUCUUUUUCUUUUUCUUUUUUUUCAGUUUCAGUUUCAGUUCAGUUAUGUUGUUAUUUUUAAAGUAAUUUCACCUUUGAAUUCAAAGGUGAACAUGCUGACAAUCCCUGUUCUGCUUUGGUAAUGUGUGCAUGGAGGAAAACAUAUUUUAAUUUGAAAUUGAAUGGUGCUGGAUAUGACUAGACUAUUGAGACAGUUCUGUAAUAUUUAUUAUUUGAGGAGAAAAUAAAUGCUAUUUAUUGUG
Molecule: messenger RNA, 2430 nt
Organism: Myxocyprinus asiaticus (Chinese sucker)
Lineage: Eukaryota; Metazoa; Chordata; Actinopteri; Cypriniformes; Catostomidae
Product: low-density lipoprotein receptor-related protein 8-like
Exons: 12
Coding region: 43-1770 (575 amino acids)
Molecular function (GO): calcium ion binding; protein binding
Source: RefSeq, a predicted model, not a curated record